Molecule: messenger RNA, 210 nt
Organism: Talpa occidentalis (Iberian mole)
Lineage: Eukaryota; Metazoa; Chordata; Mammalia; Eulipotyphla; Talpidae
Product: beta-defensin 1
Exons: 2
Coding region: 1-210 (69 amino acids)
Biological process (GO): defense response to Gram-negative bacterium; defense response to Gram-positive bacterium; innate immune response in mucosa
Cellular component (GO): extracellular region
Molecular function (GO): CCR6 chemokine receptor binding
Source: RefSeq, a predicted model, not a curated record
AUGAGGGCCCUCUGCUGCCUGCUGCUGGCCACCUGCCUGCUCCUCUGCCACCCGGGCCCAGGUAUGGGGGAAAUGAUAGAGAUCGGCCGGAGAUCUGACCACUACAAAUGUGUCAAGAAAGGCGGCACCUGCCACUACUCCUCCUGCCCGCUCAACACCAAGGUCACGGGCACCUGCUACAAUGGGAAGGCCAAGUGCUGCCUGCGCUGA